UGCUGCAGGCUCUGAGUCAAGCACCCUCGCUCACUGAGGGCUCCCAGGAGGAGGCAGCCCUCCCCCUCCCCGAAGGCCUCCCCCCACCCCAUCCCCAGCAUGGACAGCGCAGACCCGGACAUCGCCACCAAGGACCCUCGGGACCACUAUGAGCUGCUGCAGAGGGUGGGGGGCGGCACCUACGGGGAGGUAUUCAAGGCUCGAGACAAGGUGACAGGGGAACUAGCAGCUCUGAAAAUGGUGAAGAUAGAACCAGAUGAUGACCUAACCAUUCUCCAUCGGGAAAUCCUCAUUGUUCGGACUUGUCGACACCCCAACAUUGUGGCCUACCAUGGCAGCUACCUCUGGCUUCAGAAGUUAUGGAUCUGUAUGGAAUUCUGUGGCGCUGGCUCACUCCAAGACAUAUACCACAUGACUGGCCCUCUCUCUGAGCUUCAGAUUGGCUACAUCUGCAGAGAGGUACUCCAGGGUCUGGCCUACCUGCACAACCAGGGCAAGAUUCACAGAGACAUCAAGGGAGCAAAUAUUCUCAUCAAUGACAACGGAGAGGUUAAGCUUGCUGACUUUGGCAUCUCAGCCCAAAUAGGGGCCACCCUGGCUCGACGUCUCUCCUUCAUUGGGACACCUUAUUGGAUGGCCCCUGAAGUGGCCGCUGUGGAGUUCAAGGGAGGGUACACAGAACUUUGUGAUAUCUGGUCUGUGGGGAUCACAGCGAUUGAAAUGGCUGAGCUACAGCCUCCGAUGUUUGAUGUGCACCCUCUUAGAGUGCUUUUCCUCAUGACCAAGAGUGGAUACCAGCCCCCCAGACUGAAGGAGAAGGCACGAUGGUCAGCCGCCUUCCACAACUUCGUCAAAGUCACCCUCACCAAGAACCCUAAGAAACGACCCAGUGCUGCCAAGAUGCUCAAUCACCAGUUGGUGUCCCAACCGGGAUUGUCACGGAGCCUGACUCUGGAAUUGUUGGAGAAACUGAGGAAUCCAGGAAAGACCCCUUUGGGGGCUGAGAGUGAGGAGGAAGAACCUGAGCAGCCUCCUGCCAUUCCUCGGAGGAUCCAUUCCACUCACCGAGCUGGCUCAUUGGGCAUCUCCAGCCUGGACUCUGGUCGCCAGCACAUGAAGUUCAGACCACUGUGUUCAAAGAAGCUUGGAUCUCAAACUGACAAGGCUUCUGGCCAGGCCCCUGACCUUAGGAGCUGGGAGAGCAUCCCCAGGAACACCAGGGAACAGUCUGAUGACUCAGAAAAUGAUUAUGAUGACGUGGACAUCCCAGCCCCUGCAGUGGACGUUCCUCCCCCGCUACCCCCCAAGUCCAAAAUCCGGACCCCAUCAGAUGAGGGUUCUGGGGAUGAUGGGCGGCUGAGCCCUGGGGUCUUGGUUCGAUGCUCCAGUGGACCUCCCCCCCGUAUACCCCGUCCAGGGCCUCCUCUGGCCCCCCGAAGUCCACACCUCUCUGCACGAUCAGACCCUUCCCUCUGGAGUCCAGCCCCCUCAGCGUCCAACCAGCCCCCCAUUUUGCCCCCCAAGAAAGAGAAAAGGAAAAAGGACUGUGCUCUCCUGGUGAAAGUAUUCAAUGGCUGUCCCCUCCACACCAGCAGUACUGCUGCCUGGACACACCCCACGACCAAGGACCACCACUUGCUCUUGGGGGCUGAGGAGGGGAUCUUCAUCUUGAACCGAAGUGACCAGGAGGCCAUGCUGGAGAUGCUUUUCCCCAGCCGGACAACCUGGGUUUACUGUAUCAACAAUGUCCUAAUGUCCCUGUCAGGAAAGACUCCCCAGUUGUACUCACAUAGCCUCUUGGGACUGCUGGAUCGCAAGGAGUCAAGAACAGGGGGGCCCAUUGCCCACAUCACUCCCCACCGGCUGCUGCCCAGGAAGAAUGUGGUAUCCACCAAAAUCCAGGACACUCGGGGUUGCCGUGCCUGCUGUGUGGCGGAGAGCCCCAGUUCUGGCGGCCCGUAUCUGUGCGCUGCGAUGGAGGCUGCCGCGAUCCUGCUCCAGUGGUAUCCGCCCAUGGAGAAGUUCAUGCUCAUCAGGCAGGUACCCUUCCCGCUGCCGUCCCCACUGCGAGUGUUUUCGUUGCUGGUGGCGCCUGGUCCUGAGCUCCCAGCGGUGUGCGUGGGCGUGAGCCCUGGACCUGAGGGCUCCGUGUGCUUCCAUAACGUCCGACUUGGCCCCCUCUCCAGCUGGUUUGGGACCACAGGAGGCACACAGAAUGAAGGUCCAGUGCAGGUGACCCAGCUGGCAGACGACUUGGUCCUAGUGCUGCUAAACGGGAGCCUGAAGCUGGUGACUAGGGAGGGGACCCCAGUACGGGGGCUGAGGGCCCCAGAGCUCCCCCUCAGUGAGUCAGUGGAAGCUGUAGCACUGGUUGGUGGCCGGAUCCAGGUAUUCUGGAAACAUGGUGUACAGGUGUGGGCUCUGGGCUCCGACCAGCUUCUGCAGGAACUAAGAGACCCUUCUCUUACCUUUCGCCUGCUGGGGUCUCCAAGGCCUGUGGUGGUGGAGACGCGCCCUGCCAAUGACCCCAAUGCCCCUAGCAACCUGUACAUUCAAGAGUGAAGCCUGAAGUUGGCUGACCCAAAACUGAGAACUUUGUCACCACCCCAGACACACAAGACUGUCUCCAAUAAAUGUGAUCCUUCACCCUC
Trichosurus vulpecula (common brushtail) is the source of this 2651-nucleotide messenger RNA. It is a transcript of the gene MAP4K1, whose product is annotated as mitogen-activated protein kinase kinase kinase kinase 1. Bases 100 to 2562 code for a protein of 820 amino acids. Gene Ontology annotation, biological process: protein phosphorylation. The record is from RefSeq and is a predicted model, not a curated record. Gene Ontology annotation, molecular function: MAP kinase kinase kinase kinase activity; ATP binding. NCBI's taxonomy places the organism in Eukaryota, Metazoa, Chordata, Mammalia, Diprotodontia, Phalangeridae. The transcript is spliced from 31 exons.